UUUCCUUCCCGCUGCCCCUGGGGUCAGGUGGCUUGAAUCACUUGGCGAAUGACCAGCAGGUGGGCAGAUGUCCGAGAGACCGGCGCGUAGGAAGGGCCAGCGCUUCCGAGUGAGCAGCCGAGGUCCCAUCUCCCGGCGGUUCCCGAGCGGUGCGGGCAGGGGAGAGGGACGCUCCCGAGAAUGCACGGCUGCUGAGCUAGAGAGCGGCUUGGGCACUCACCUGGGCAUCGAGCUGGCACACACUGGCCGCGGGUCCCUCCGCACAGCGAGCCCGGGGCCGCCGCCGCCCGCAGCAGUCGGAGGUGCCAGGGGAAACCACCACCACCAAUCCGCUUAGCCGGACUGCGGAGAUUUCGGCGGGCACACCUCCCCAAAGAAGCCGGACUCCCCCGGGACCGCCUCCAGGUGGACCCAAGCGCACCCCGUUCACACUGUCGCUGGCGGAGCCGCGGGGGUCCUGAGCAGACCGCUGCCUCUGAUCCCACCCCGCAGCCCGGCUGCGAGCAGCGGGAGAAGGAGCGGAGUGGACGCCGGAGACCACCGGGGAAGAGGCACCGCUGCGGCCGAGGCCUUCCCCAAGCGCGGCGCCCCGCACCCUCGGCCGGCCAUGGCCGACAGCGGCGGCACGGGCAGCUCGGGCCCCUGGUGGAAAUCGCUGGUGAACAGCAGGAAGAAAAGCAAGGAGGCCUCGGUGGGGGUGCAGCCUCCCGCCCAGCCUGCCCCCGGGGAGCCCGCGCCGCCCAGCCCGGACUGGACUAACAGUUCCCAGGAGAAUCAGCACCCCAACCUCCUGGCGAGCGCCGGCGAGCCCCACAAGCCAGACAAGUUGUGCGCGGACAAAGCCGGCAACAGCCGCCGCAAUUUGAAGAUCUCGCGCUCUGGGCGCUUCAAGGAGAAGAGGAAAGUCCGCGCCACUCUGCUCCCAGAGGGGGUCCGAGCCCUGGAGGAGGCGGACUGCCCUGGGGACCCCCAGGAGGACCAGCCGUAGCGGGCGGACUCUCUUCCCACCGCGGCUCCCCAACCCCCAGCCCCAACCCCGAGAAUUCUGGCCUGCCUCUGAGCGUGGUGUCUCAGUCCCACCAAAUUAGAAUAUCCACACGCGAUUUCACGUUCCUGGAAAUGGAAGUGUCAAUUGAGUUUUCAAUAGUCCGAGACUCAAGGCUGCAUUGAAUAUUUAUUUGUGGUAAGAGAAGAUGCCCGCCACCCAGGAAGUCGGCCUAAUUAUUAUCUUCAAAAAGCUCUUCUGUGGCCUCCACCCUUGUAUCACCUGUGGGAGCGAGAGGGGCACCGCCGCUCUGAGAGAUGGCAGCGCCCCUGGAAUUGUGCAGACCUCCGGUGGGGAAGGCGCGCUCUGAUUAGGAGCUUGCUGUUGGAGAGCCAUCCCUGCUGUUUUCAAUGCCUGAGAAAUGCACUUUAGAAGCACUUGUGUAGACCUACACCUUGCGUGAAGGAAUGGGGGAGAGCAGGAAACCUUCUACGUAGAGGCCUGUUGAGUAAGGCAAGGUUGCUUUCAACCUCGGCCUACGAAACUGUCCUGCCUGUUUUAGUACUAUUAAAACUGUUGCAUUGUAA
Molecule: messenger RNA, 1572 nt
Organism: Myotis daubentonii (Daubenton's bat)
Lineage: Eukaryota; Metazoa; Chordata; Mammalia; Chiroptera; Vespertilionidae
Gene: PRR15
Product: proline rich 15
Source: RefSeq, a predicted model, not a curated record